Molecule: messenger RNA, 1836 nt
Organism: Oldenlandia corymbosa var. corymbosa
Lineage: Eukaryota; Viridiplantae; Streptophyta; Magnoliopsida; Gentianales; Rubiaceae
Source: the annotation of a GenBank genome assembly
GAAAAAUCAGUUCCAAAUAAAACACAUUCGAGUUGGACUUUCACAAAAUGACUGAAAAAGUAAGAGACACAUCAUUUCAGAAGCGAAAAGCCAACUACAAGCCGAGCAUUUGGAACUACGACUUUUUGUUACAAUCCCUCACCAGCAAAUACUCUGAAGAAAAGUAUACAACAAAAGCCAAGAAGCUAAAAGAGGACUUAUCAAUAUUAUUUGAGGAUAAGAACAGUGAUUAUAGAUUGUCAAUUCUACGCCUUGUAGAUAGCAUAAGAAAACUAGGGUUGGCAAAAUAUUUCCAGGAAGAAAUUAAAGGUUACCUCCUUAAAGCCUUAUUGAUAAUCAGAUUCCCAGAGAUUUGCAGCUCUACUGCCAGCGUCGGGGAAGAUGAUGAUCUUUAUGUUACGGCACUUUGCUUUAGGCUUCUAAGACAAUUUGGUUAUAGAGCUCCCCAAGCGUCCUCAGAAAUAUUCCAAGGAUUCGUGAACGAGACCGGAAAAUUCAAGACAAAUACGGAUUUUAAUGAGGAGGAGUUAAUGGAGCUGUUUGAAGCCUCGAAUAUGGGGUGUGAAGGGGAAAAUAUAAUGGAUGAGGCUAGAUUUUUCUGCAUCCAAAAUCUUGAGGCAAUGGAUCAUGUUCUUCCUACACAAUGGACAGCGGAAUGGUUCAAUCUCAAGAAACAAAUUUCCGCAUAUGAGAAAGAGUGCGACACAAGAAACCACAAGUUAUCGGAGUUGGCUAGGCUUAAUUUCAAUAUAAUUCAAGCCGCACAUCAGCAAGAUCUCAAGGAAAUAUUAAGGUGGUGGAUGAAUCUUGAGAUAAGAAAAAAGUUAAGUUUUUCAAGAGAUAGAAUAGUAGAAAGUUUCCUAUAUGCAGGGGGAGUUGCAUACGAGCCUCAGCAUGGGAGUCUAAGAAAAUGCCUCACCAAAGUCAUCAAGUUGGUGUUAGUGAUUGAUGAUCUUUUUGAUGUUUAUGGUUCCUUUGAACACUUACAAUGCUUCACCAAUUCCGUGAAUAGUUGGAUGCCUGAGGAAGUUGUUAACCUACCAGAGUGUAUGCAACUGUGCUUUUGGACAUUAUAUAACACAACCUCUGAAAUAUCCGUGGAGAUUCAGAAGGAGAAAGGCUGGAAUUCAGUGCUACCACAUUUACAAAAAGCUUGGGGAGAAUUUUGUGAAUCCUUACUAUUGGAAGCAAAGUGGGAUGAAGAGGGUUACACCCCAUCACUUCAAGAAUAUUUAGAGAAUGGCUUCAUAUCUUCAUCCGGCCCUUUGGUUUCUCUCCACAUAAUUUUUGGAGUAGAAAAUCCAACAUCUUCCAAAACUCUCUCUGAAAUUCUCCUUGAAAAUAAGGACAUCAUCUACUAUACUUCCCUAAUUAUACGUUUGUGCAACGAUCAAGGAACUUCCACGGAAGAACGAAAGAGAGGAGAGGCUCCCUCAUCAAUAUUUUGUUGUAUGAGCGAAUCAAAUGUAACCGAGGACAUUGCAAGGGAGCAUAUCAAAAGUAUAAUAACAAUGGCAUGGAGGAAAAUCAAUGGCUAUCAUUGCAUGUUUGGAGAUGAACCUAUCAAACACUACUUAACGAAUGCAGCUAGAGUAGCCCAUUUCAUUUAUCAACAUGGAGAUGGAUUUAGAGUUCAAGAUAGGGAGCGAGUUCUCUCCAACUUGAUUGAACCUUUAUAGUUAUGAUUUGAAGGUCUGUUUCAUGAUGUCUUAAAACUUUCAAUUCAGAGAUUAUGUUUGUCGAAGAGUUUGUAAAAUUUAAGUUAACUAGCUACUUAAUCAGCUAAUACGUAUAUAUGUGUCCAAAAUUUAAACUGCCAUAGAUCGGGAAUCCAGA